GAACAACAAAUGACUCUGACUGUUGCAGGUUUUGAUCAGGUAACAUGUGAAACAUUGCAACGUCUUGUAGCUGCAUACGACAAGUUAUCGGCAUAACCGGGGUGGUCAUGACCUUGUGACCAGGGAACCUCGUCUGCGGUCGUGAACUUUUCUCCAACUCAUCGCCUCCAUUACUCCAGUUCCAGUUGAUCUUUCCUUCCCAUUGUCACUACAUCAAGACUUACUCCGCCGCUCUUUUUGUUCAUCGCUUCCAUCCACAUCUCUCUCGAGACGGAUUGCAGCUUUGGUGGGGGUAUCUCUAUAAUCAUCUUAAUUGGUCUUGACUUUGUUGAUUGCUCGAUCCCACAAAUAUCAAGGUAGCUGUCAACAGCAUUAGCCUGGCGCCAUGCUGAGAAGCUCACUGCGAAAGUCAGGCAGCCAACUCCUCCGAGCUAGCUGCCAAACCACCACAAGAUGCGCACCACACAGCCCGAGGUGCUCUUCGGUCGCCUCUGCCCGCCGAACCCUCGCUGUAUCCAUGUCGCAAAGGAGAUAUGCCUCGGCGCAAGCAUCUCCCCCCGACCCAAACGACAACUUCCUCUCUGGAAGCACCGCCAACUAUAUCGACGAGAUGUACAUGCAAUGGAAGGAGGAUCCCCAGAGCGUCCACGUCUCGUGGCAGGUCUAUUUCAAGAACAUGGAGACCGGUGACAUGCCCACUUCGCAGGCCUUCACUCCUCCUCCGACUCUGGUUCCAGGUGCCACAGGCGGCGUCGUGGCCGGCGCAUUGGCCGGUCAGGGCUCCGACGUCACGAACCAUCUCAAAGUGCAGCUGUUAGUGCGUGCGUACCAAGCUCGUGGUCAUCACAAGGCCAACAUCGACCCUCUGGGUAUCCGAAACGAAUCCAAAGGCUUCACUAGCAUCAAGCCGAAAGAGCUGAGCCUCGACCAUUACGAGUUCACAGAGAAGGAUCUCGACACAGAGUAUACGCUGGGCCCCGGUAUCUUGCCCCGGUUCAAACGGGAUGGGCGCGAGAAGAUGACAUUGCGCGAAAUCAUUGCCGCCUGCGAAAAGAUAUACUGCGGCUCAUACGGUGUCGAGUUUAUUCACAUCCCUGAUCGCGCCAAAUGCGACUGGCUGCGAGAGCGAGUCGAGAUUCCCCAGCCUUUCAAGUACUCAAUCGACGAGAAGCGAAGAAUUCUCGACCGUCUGAUCUGGAGUUCGAGUUUCGAGUCUUUCCUCGCCACCAAGUACCCAAACGACAAGCGCUUCGGUCUGGAAGGUUGCGAGACUCUGGUUCCCGGAAUGAAGGCCUUGAUUGACCGAAGCGUCGACUAUGGUGUCAAGGAUAUUGUCAUUGGAAUGCCCCACCGUGGUCGUCUUAAUGUUCUCAGCAAUGUCGUUCGCAAGCCCAACGAGUCUAUCUUCAGCGAAUUCGCUGGCAGUGCUGCUGCCGAAGACGAGGGAUCUGGUGACGUCAAGUACCAUCUGGGUAUGAACUUCGAACGUCCCACUCCCUCUGGAAAGCGUGUUCAAUUAUCGUUGGUCGCCAAUCCGUCGCAUCUUGAGGCCGAAGACCCGGUUGUGCUGGGCAAGACGAGAGCCAUUCAGCACUACAACAACGACGAGAAGACUCACAGAACCGCCAUGGGUGUCCUUCUCCACGGUGAUGCUGCUUUUGCGGCCCAGGGUGUCGUGUACGAAUGUCUCGGUUUCCACUCGCUACCCGCUUUCUCUACGGGCGGCACCGUCCACUUGGUUGUCAACAACCAGAUUGGUUUCACUACUGAUCCUCGAUUCGCCCGAUCCACUGCUUACUGUACCGAUAUUGCCAAGGCCAUCGAUGCCCCCGUCUUCCACGUGAACGCGGAUGACGUCGAGGCUGUCAACUUCGUUUGCCAACUGGCGGCUGACUGGCGCGCCGAGUUUCAGACAGAUGUUGUCAUCGACCUGGUCUGUUACCGAAAGCAUGGACAUAACGAAACAGACCAGCCUUCCUUCACCCAGCCUCUGAUGUACAAGCGCAUUGCCGAGCAUGACCCGCAAAUCAGCAUUUACGUCGAGAAAUUGCUCGAGGACGGCACUUUUAGUAAGGAGGACGUCGAGGAGCACAAGCAGUGGGUCUGGGGUAUGCUCGAGGAAAGCUUCUCAAAGUCGAAGGAAUACCAGCCGACAUCCAAGGAAUGGACCACUUCCGCCUGGAACGGCUUCAAGUCGCCCAAGGAGUUGGCCACCGAAGUUCUGCCCCAUAACCCUACUGGAGUGGACAAGAAGACCCUGGAGCAUAUCGGCGAAGUGAUUGGUUCCGCACCGGAAGGGUUCCACAUCCACCGCAACCUCAAGCGCAUCCUUCAGAACCGUACCAAGACUGUCGUCGAGGGUAAGAAUAUCGACUGGUCGACGGCUGAAGCCUUGGCCAUUGGUUCGCUUGUGACUGAGGGUCAUCACGUCCGCAUCUCUGGGCAGGACGUUGAGCGUGGCACGUUCUCGCAACGUCAUGCUGUUUUCCAUGACCAGGAGAACGAAGACACCUACACACCUCUCCAGAACAUAAGCAAAGAUCAAGGUAAAUUUGUCAUAUCCAAUUCAUCUUUGAGUGAGUUUGGUGCCCUCGGCUUCGAGUACGGUUACUCUCUCUCAUCCCCCAAUGCUCUCGUCAUGUGGGAGGCUCAAUUUGGUGAUUUUGCCAACAACGCCCAAUGUAUCAUCGAUCAGUUCCUCGCCUCUGGAGAGGUGAAGUGGAUGCAGCGAACUGGUUUGGUCAUGUCGCUUCCUCAUGGCUACGACGGGCAGGGUCCUGAGCACUCCUCUGGCCGUCUCGAACGUUAUCUCCAGCUGUCCAACGAAGACCCCCGAGAGUUCCCAUCCGAAGAGAGACUCCACCGCCAACACCAGGAUUGCAACAUGCAGAUCGCCUACAUGACCACACCUGCAAAUCUGUUCCACGCUCUUCGCCGCCAGAUGCACAGACAAUUCCGAAAGCCCCUCAUUAUCUUCUUCUCCAAGUCUCUUCUGCGUCAUCCCAUUGCGCGCUCCAAUAUUGAAGACUUCACAGGUCCCGAUGCCCAGUUCCAGUGGAUCAUCCCGGACCCGGAGCACGCGAAUGGAGCAAUCAAGGCACCUGAAGAGAUCGAACGUGUCAUUCUAUGCUCUGGCCAGGUCUACGCCGCGCUGCACAAAUACCGUGCUGACAAUGAGAUCGAUAAUGUUGCCAUCACUCGUAUCGAGCAGCUCAACCCCUUCCCCUGGCAACAACUGAAGGAAAACCUCGACACGUACCCCAACGCCAAGACCAUUGUCUGGUGCCAGGAAGAGCCCCUCAAUGCCGGCGCCUGGAGCUUCACUCAGCCGCGUAUCGAGACUCUUCUCAACCAAACUGAACACCAUGACCGCAAGCACGUCAUGUACGCCGGCCGCAAUCCGUCAGCAUCUGUCGCCACCGGAUUGAAGUCCGUCCAUAAGAAGGAAGAAGAGGAGCUCCUCCAGGCAGCAUUUUCAGUAACGCAGGACAAGCUUAAGGGCGAGUAACGAAAGCAUAGAGCUGUUUGUCUUGCAUUGGGUUAUCGCCGCAUUCUUUGCUGUAUUGUAUAUCGUGUAUAACGAGCCUCGACGAAUCAUGAACGAGGCUAGAUAGACGGAAGGCUGGGAAAGCCUUUUUCUCAGGUACUAAUGCAUUCAUUCCUGUCCCUAUAAAUAUAUAUAUAUACGUUCCUGCCC
Molecule: messenger RNA, 3697 nt
Organism: Pseudomassariella vexata
Lineage: Eukaryota; Fungi; Ascomycota; Sordariomycetes; Amphisphaeriales; Pseudomassariaceae
Product: oxoglutarate dehydrogenase
Exons: 2
Coding region: 386-3508 (1040 amino acids)
Biological process (GO): tricarboxylic acid cycle
Cellular component (GO): oxoglutarate dehydrogenase complex; mitochondrion
Molecular function (GO): thiamine pyrophosphate binding; oxoglutarate dehydrogenase (succinyl-transferring) activity
Source: RefSeq, a predicted model, not a curated record